GCAAGGGGGCAGGCGCUGAGUCCCCCGAGCCGCGGAGCGUCGCUGCAAAGGCUGCCCAGGAGGACAGACAACCAGUGAACGAGGCUUCUGUCUGGGGGACCUGGGCUGCUGCUGCGAUGGCGGUGGGCAAGAGGCUGGCCCUCCGCUUGGCCUACGCGGCGGCGGGGACCCUGUCGGGCCUCUCGGUCUUCCUCGCCUGGAACCUGGCCCCUGCCUUUAGGCAGCCUUGCACCGCCGCCGCCGGAGGACUCUCUGGUGUGUUGGCGCUCUGGGCCCUGAUCACCCAUGUGAUGUAUGUACAGGACUACUGGAGGACUUGGCUGAAAGGGUUGAAGUUCUUCCUCUUCGUGGGAGUUCUGUUUGGCAUUCUCUCUGUGGUGGGCUUCUGCACAUUCCUGGCCCUGGCCAUCACGCAACACCAGUCCCUGAUGGAUCCAAAGAGCUACUACCUAUCUUGCGUCUGGAGUGUCAUCUCUUUCAAGUGGGCUUUCCUCCUCAGCUUAUACUCCCAUCGGUACAGGAAUGAGUUUGCCGACAUCAGCAUUCUCAGUGACUUCUAAGACCAUGGACUUCUUAAUCCCAUCAAGGGAAGGCCCGAGGGUGGACGCCAAAGCAGGCUAUCUCAGAGCAAGGUGCUGGCAAGAGAACAGAAGCAAGAGGCUCUCGAGAGGCUGACAAUGGACUCCUUUCCUGCCUCUUCACCAUCAGUUUUGUUAGGGGCCCUUGCUUCAUCCAGUCACGUACUGUGUUGGCUAGUUCUGUCAGUUGUAUAUGUGUCUGUUCAUCUCUGUGUCUCUUCACCUUUCCCGAGAACAUUUGUCCUUAUUUUGAGGGAUGAUCCAAGACCAGGUUUUCUGGUGCAAGCCCUUCUGGGCCUGUCUUUCUUCCCAUGUGCACAACCCCAUAUAUUUUUCUCUCUCUGUCCCCUCUCUCCUUCCCUCCUUCCCUCUCUUUUGUUAAGCUUUGUGUUAAAAUUUGGAAAGCCUGUGGCAAUCCUGAUAUCCAUGACACAAGGCAUGAAACAGCAGCUUUUCUUCUUCUCUUUCUCCUUCUGGCCUACAAAGUGCUUGGCAAAAGUCUGAAGAGAUGUGAUGCAAGGGCCAGUUUGUACUCCUUUCAUACAGAUGUAUUUUCAUAGGGUGAGGCAUGAAUCCAUUUUAAGAGAAAACUAUUUUGAAAAAUGCUGCUCUUCUGUUUCCCUCCUUCAAUUCCUUGUGGUUGUUGGUUGUGGUUGUGCAUGGCUUUAGGAAGAAAACGAACCUGUGACUCUUUCUGGACAUCAUUACACAUCACCUCACUUCAUCCUUUCCUCCUGCACUUUUUUUAAGCUGAUGUUUUAAAGCGUGUCUAAACUGGCUAUAGGGAACUUUGACCCUACAGAUGUCUUGGACUAUGAUUCCUAUCAGCUUCACCUGGCCAGGCUAGUGGUAAUGUGUUGUGGGAGUUGUAGUCCCUGAAGCAGGAGUGUGCCAGUGGUUCUCCACUCCUGAUUUUGGCAAAAUUAAACACUUGAUUGAAACAGUUCUCAAUGUUGAAGAUUGUCCAUGUGGAAUAAGAAAAAAACAUAGGACACCUUUUGAAUCUCCCCUCCACCCUGUUCCUGGAAUGAUUUGCUAAUGUCUCACCUUCUUAUCAGGAGACCUGUACUCUUACCUAAAAAAAGGAUAAUCUUUAUAAAGUAAACAAGCAUAUAUUUUAGAUUCUAGAAGCUGAGGUUAUCUUCCAUAUCCCCACAUGUGUUUGGAUGAAAAGCAUAAGAUUGAGUUCUGGUGUUACAUUACAAUUCCUUUCUUUUUUGGCAUUACAAUUCAUCUUCUCAUCUACAUCAGGGACGAGUGGUGCAUGGUUUCCAGAUGUUGUUAGUUUGCAAACCCAUCAGCAUAGCCACUGAUGAUGAAUGGUCGGAGUUGCAAUCCAGUACUAUUCAGAUGGCCACAUAUUCCCACAGUUCUGAUCUAUGAAAAUAUGUGUAAGAAUUCGCUCUCAGCUACCCACUGGUCAUUGCAUUAAAUGACAACACAUCUGCAUUUUAGCAUCUUCCUGUGUGCUCUAUCUAACCCAGAUAGCUUUAAAAAAAAAAACACCACGUGUCUAAUGUGUGUCUGUUUUUAUUAGAACAUUUAGCCUUUAAAGAUUAAGCAUGGUUGGGUGCAAAAGUCCAGAAAUGAGGUGGGUGUGACUGUCAAAAGGUAGAAGUGGUGUUUGGACUCUCCCUGCCUAACCUGGAUAUAAAUCAACUUUUGGAAAAAGAAAAGUUACUUCAGCUUUACCCCUAAAUGUUCAGUAGUUCUACCUUGGGGUGAGGAGAGAUAUUCUAUAAUAUAAUUGCUCCUCAUUGUUUCAUCUCCACAUCCAUCCCAUUUUCAAUUGGGAUGCUGAGCUGGGGAUGGGAAACAGUCUCCCUGUCUUUUUUUAGUUCAAGCCAAGCAUUGCUUUCUGCUCCCUGGGCUUGGUUUGGUAUUUGGGGUCCCAACUAAUUUCUGUUUAUUUGUUUUUGUUUUUUUGCUGGGGGGGUCCCAGGGGACAAUGUGCCCUCCAACCCAAUAGUUGCCCACCCUGGUCAAGGCCUGAAACCACUGCACCAAUUGCUAGGCUAGAUGGAGCAGUGGGAUGACUUAAUAAGGUCAGUGGCAGCUGAUAACAUCUCUGUUGGUGGGUAUUAGUCCAGACUUCGGAAGAACUAUACAAGGUACUGGACUUAUUUGCAGAAUAAAGUUCAGUACCAUAGAUAGCUCCUUGAAAGUUUAGAUGAAAACCUAGGUCAGAUUUUCUGCCCCACUUACAUGGAAGCCAUCAUCUAUCACUUCUGCUAAACCUUUUAUGUAUCUUUAUGAACAGAGUGAGUGGCUGUGUAAAGGCCAUAUAUCCCACCUCCUCAGUUGUGGCUGAUCCAGGUUUCUCAGUUCUUUGGUAGCAACAUCAUGAGAACUUUGUAGCCCCUUCAUGGAAUCAGGAGCUAUUGGACUGCUGCACAUGAGCUCUAACACAGGGCCUACAAAAGCAUUCUGAACUAUUCCUGUUGGAUGAGACAGCAGGAAGACAUCUUUAACAUCUCUUCUGGCCCCUUACUAAAUAUUGAACUGACCACCUGGGUCUUUAAAAUAAUGACCUGCAGAGGACAGAUUCAGUAGGUAUAGUAGGGUUGGCUGCAGGGCCCAUGCUUGCUGAACACCUUCUGAAUUCAGGUUUCUUUUAAAGACACAGAAGCAUCUUGGUGACCUUUUGUGUUGGCACAUGUUGGGAAAGCCUUCCUAUGUUUUCUCCCACAUGCAUGAGAGGCCAUAGGACAAUGUGCAGUUGGCUCAUGACCUGCUUUAGUUGGGUUGGGUGGUUGGUUACAUCUAGAAAAUGUAAGAGUGAUAAUUUACUAUCAUGGUUUCUGGCAGCAGCAGCAGGAUGAGCAGGGAAAGUUGGACUCCUGUCUGGGAAAAAAAAACAUAGAUGGAUUCCAAGUUUCAUGGAAGCCUCAGCAUUCAUCAGAACACGGGACAGUACGUGCUCAAGCAGUGGUUUUGCGCUGCAUCAAUUUGCUUCUUUUAACCAACCCCCAUUUCAGCCCUGCUUAAAUCAGCCAGCAAUAAUGAACUGGUUUUGCUCUUUCAUAUGUUUUGGGAUGAUGGUGGUAUUGCACAAACAUCUCACCUGGGAGAAAGCCGGUCACACUUUUUUUCUUAUUAAAUAAAGAGAGGCAGAG
This is a messenger RNA of Sceloporus undulatus (fence lizard), 3694 nucleotides long. It is a transcript of the gene SLC48A1, whose product is annotated as solute carrier family 48 member 1. The transcript is spliced from 3 exons. NCBI's taxonomy places the organism in Eukaryota, Metazoa, Chordata, Lepidosauria, Squamata, Phrynosomatidae. The record is from RefSeq and is a predicted model, not a curated record. Gene Ontology annotation, biological process: heme transport. Gene Ontology annotation, cellular component: plasma membrane; lysosomal membrane. Gene Ontology annotation, molecular function: heme binding; heme transmembrane transporter activity. Bases 117 to 560 code for a protein of 147 amino acids.